Emys orbicularis (European pond turtle) is the source of this 1263-nucleotide messenger RNA. It is a transcript of the gene RAPSN, whose product is annotated as receptor associated protein of the synapse. Gene Ontology annotation, cellular component: plasma membrane; neuromuscular junction. The coding region runs from base 1 to 1263 and encodes 420 amino acids. Gene Ontology annotation, biological process: positive regulation of neuromuscular synaptic transmission; synaptic transmission, cholinergic. Lineage: Eukaryota; Metazoa; Chordata; Testudines; Emydidae. The record is from RefSeq and is a predicted model, not a curated record. Gene Ontology annotation, molecular function: acetylcholine receptor binding; protein-membrane adaptor activity. The transcript is spliced from 8 exons.
AUGAGGCUUUUUGGUGCAAAGGAGAUGGGUCAGGACCAGACAAAGCAGCAGAUAGAGAAAGGACUCCAGCUCUACCAGUCUAACCAGACAGAAAAGGCCCUGCAAGUCUGGAUGAGGGUAUUGGAAAAGACCACGGAGCCUGCUGGCAGGUUUCGGGUUUUGGGCUGCCUCAUCACUGCUCACUCGGAGAUGGGCAGAUACAAGGAUAUGCUAAAGUUUGCAGUUGUGCAGAUUGACACAGCUCGGGAGCUAGAGGACCCUGACUACCUUAUGGAGAGCUACCUGAACCUGGCUCGGAGCAACGAGAAACUCUGUGAAUUCCAGAAAACCAUCUCUUACUGUAAGACAUGCCUGAACAUGCAGGGCACCACCGUGAGCCUGCAACUGAAUGGCCAGGUGAGCCUCAGUAUGGGCAAUGCCUUCCUGGGCCUCAGCAUCUUUCAGAAGGCACUGGAGUGUUUCGAGAAAGCCCUGCGCUAUGCACACAACAAUGACGACAAGAUGCUGGAAUGUCGAGUCUGCUGCAGCUUGGGCAGUUUCUACACACAGAUCAAGGACUAUGAGAAAGCCCUGUUCUUCCCAUGUAAAGCAGCUGAAUUGGUGAAUGAUUAUGGAAAGGGCUGGAGUUUGAAGUACCGAGCAAUGAGCCAGUACCACAUGGCAGUGGCCUAUCGGAAGCUGGGGCACCUGGCAGAUGCUAUGGAAUGCUGUGAGGAGUCAAUGAAGAUUGCUCUGCAGCAUGGGGACCGGCCACUGCAGGCACUCUGCCUACUCUGCUUUGCUGAUAUCCACCGCAGCCGAGCAGACAUACAGACAGCCUUUCCUCGCUAUGAUUCCUCCAUGAGCAUCAUGACAGAGAUUGGAAACCGCCUGGGACAGAUCCAGGUACUGCUGGGAGUGGCCAAGUGUUGGGUGAUCCAGAAGGAGCUAGACAAGGCACUGGAAGGCAUUGAGAAGGCCCAAGAGCUGGCAGAGGGCCUGGGGAACAAGCUUGGCCUGCUGAAGCUUCACUGCCUGUGUGAAGGGAUCUAUCGCACAAAGGGACAGCAACGGGAACUUCGUGACCAUGUGGUGAAGUUCCACGAGUGUGUAGAGGAGAUGGAGCUGUACUGCGGCAUGUGUGGAGAGUCCAUUGGGGAGAAGAACAACCAGCUCCAGGCGCUGCCUUGCUCCCAUUUCUUCCAUUUAAAAUGCCUUCAGACUAAUGGGACCCGUGGCUGCCCCAACUGCCGCCGUUCAUCAAUGAAACCGGGAUUCGUGUGA